AUGAAAACGUCGAACAACAGGAUUACGAGAUUCUUCCCAAUGCAAGUCCGACCCGUAACUCGCCAAUCAUCUACGGAUUUCGUCCCCAGCAGUGGUGGCUUCAGCAGCGGCCCAGCGGAAGGCGUUCAACGCUUCCAGCAAAGAAACGGGCCUGUUUUUCAGGCCGAUUCCAACUUCGAGAUGACCAAUCCAUCCGGAUUCCGAGGGUCUUCGAUUUUCCAUUCUGAGCGCCCACCACCGUUGAGUGGAACGUUGAAUACGGCCAAAAUUUCUUCUUUUGAUGCCGAUGAAAAUGAUCCGAAUCCGCCGCAGGUCCACACUAGCGUCUCCUCGGCGUUCAUCCCGAACACCCCUGGGGCGCGCCCCAUUCCACUACGCGGGCAUACCUUCGAACAGCAGCCGCAAGAAGGCCAAGGCGAACAGUUCUCAUUCCAAGAAGAUGGACAACCUCAACCGGAACACUUCGCGCCUGCACCUAUGACCCGUCCCUCAACAUUCAGCACAGAUGAUACUACCGAUACUGAUGAUGGUGGUGAAGACCAAAACAAGAAAUCGGAGGAGGAAAGCUCGGGCCCACCUACCGCUGAGGGUCCAGAUGGCAAGAUUUCGGAGAGCUCUCACGUGGCCGAGCCCGGAACUGGGCAUCACCUGCUCGCGGGCGCAGUACAGUCCGAUACUUUUGGCAGCUUCCAUCGGAGUCCGACAUCGAUUGGUGCCACCACCUUCGACUCAAAGGGCAUGGACUCGGCUAAGAAAAUGAGCACCGCAGUACACGAGACCCCGGAUGCCGAUCUGGUUAAACAGACCCAGGAGAGUAGACAUCGCGCCGAGGACCAGCAAACCUCCAGCUCGUUCAUCGACGACACCGAGCUGUCGCACAAGAAAUUCGAGAGUCAGGGAAGCCACUCGGCUUGGCAUACACAUCGAUCAAGACAUAAGACUAGUCAGCCCACGGAGGAGACCCAAGUGUUCCGCCUCGGAACUGGUAAAGGUAGUACGACAACUUUUGGACGGACCUCUGCGACCACAUUCUUGGGCUUGGACACCCCAACCACCGAGGGGAAACGAUUCGGAAAUAAGAAUGACUUCUCCACCCAGUUCAUGGACUUUGACCCAACGCAUUUUAUGACGAGCCGGAGCGCUCGGUGGAGGCGGAGUAUUAACGUGAUGGAGCCGGAAAAUAACGACAAGAAGCCGUUGAUACAUCUGCCUCCCUUCUCGGAUAUUCCGGUUCUUGCAAACGAACCCCUCGAAAUCGUGCCUCGUCUACCGCAAAUGAGCACCAUAAUGCCCCUGCUACAGCCGAAACCUCCCGUUGCGGAACCAGUAUGUCGAGAUCUGCUCGUCCUCUUCGAUACAACUGGCACCAGCCCGCUGGUCUUCAAAAGAAACCGAAAUCUCGUCAAACAAAUCGUCAAUUCGGCGAUAUUACCCUGGCAGAAAGUGGCUUCUUUGAUUGCUUUCUCGACGAUUGACAAGACAAAAGCUGUCGCCACGUUUGAGGAGCGGCUCGAUAAUUUGGGUUUUAUGAGGCGGAUUGAGGAAAUCGACUAUUUUGGUGGAGUUGGAGACGUGGCGAAUGCCCUCAAGAUGGCAAACGACCUAAUUGCCAAGAAUUCGAUGCCAGUUGAUGUCAUUUUUGUGUCUGAUGGCUACAGCUCCGAAAACUACACGGAUCCCCUUCAAAAAAUGCUGGCAAAUGAUGCGAAUCGUUUCUUCGUCUUGGCGCCGAAUCAUAAGAAGGUUUCGAGCCAACUCUCCAUCCUCGUCAACUCUCAGAACAUCUACAACAAGUUCGAAAACCUUGUCGGCUUGCGUGAUAACUUGGCUUGC
This is a messenger RNA of Mesorhabditis spiculigera, 1833 nucleotides long. The record is from the annotation of a GenBank genome assembly. Lineage: Eukaryota; Metazoa; Nematoda; Chromadorea; Rhabditida; Rhabditidae.